Molecule: messenger RNA, 879 nt
Organism: Theileria orientalis strain Shintoku
Lineage: Eukaryota; Apicomplexa; Aconoidasida; Piroplasmida; Theileriidae
Exons: 1
Coding region: 1-879 (292 amino acids)
Source: RefSeq, a predicted model, not a curated record
AUGGACAAUUUAAAUGAUAUAACUGAUGAUUUGUUAUGCUUGCCAGGUUUCCUGAGGAGAAACCUUCUGUUAAUCAGAGAUUUAGAUUUAAAAUCGUCAUCCCUCUUUCAUGAAGCCAAUAAACUAUCAGCUUCGGUGUUUGGAACCGAACACGACAUGUAUCUAAAGACAAAUUCCUCUAUCGACAAGUUAUCCACAAUCUCAGCCCCUUCCACUGCAUCCCUUAAUUCCUCUAUUAAGCAGGACCCACCCUCAGGCAAACAAGAAUCUGCCUCGAAGAAGGAUGAGAGCCCAGAAACUAAGACAAAAGCAUCGAAGAAUAAGCACGAGGCAGAAAAGCCGGAAAAACACACUGGCGGUAAAGGAGGAUCGAGUAAAAGAAAAAUCAGUAGGGACUCAACGUCUACUGACGACUCAGAAAACCUGUUUUUUGAACACACAAAACAGUUUGAUGAGAUUCAGAACCUGAGAAUGCAGGGAAUAUAUGUUCUGCAGGAAAAAAUAGACGUUAACACACAGAUAACCACCAUGCUCAAGUACGAAUACGAGAACCUGAAGUCGAAGUUUGAUUCAAUAUACGCGGAAAUGGACCUGAAGGGGCAAAUACCUCACGAGCUGAAGAUGUACAUCGCAUCGAACAAGAAGAGGUUCUUCCCCCUGGGACCUCUGGACGACAAUGACCCGGAAUCUGUCAAAAAGCCAGAGGAGAGGUCCUUGGCACACAACCAGAUGGAUAUCGCCACAAUGUUCAGGAACGUAGUGAACAAUCAGAACGCUAUCAAGGAAGAAGGGAAGGUGGCCGCCGAACAAGAUCCGAAUGAAGGGAAGGAACAGUACACGGAGCACGGAAGCAAAUUGGUGAAUAGAAAAAUCUCCUAA